Molecule: messenger RNA, 3633 nt
Organism: Liolophura sinensis
Lineage: Eukaryota; Metazoa; Mollusca; Polyplacophora; Chitonida; Chitonidae
Product: osteoclast-stimulating factor 1-like
Exons: 2
Coding region: 126-773 (215 amino acids)
Biological process (GO): signal transduction
Molecular function (GO): protein binding
Source: RefSeq, a predicted model, not a curated record
CAGUAGCUGUAAGCCGGGCGUGUAAGCUGGAGGAACAAACUGAUCGUCAAAGUAUUGGAUGCGGAAAGAGCGCUGAGAAGUGAAGGAGCUUAAUCUGAUCUCCAGCAGGAGUCGCCAUAGUAACCAUGACUGAUAAGCCCAUUCCAAGAAGGCCGCCUCCUCCAGUGCCUAAACCGGGUAGUGUCAAGGUUGUUCGCACACUCUACAACUACACUGCUCAGCAACCCGAUGAGUUGUCAUUUGAGGAGGGUGACACUCUGUAUAUCAUUGACCAGUCAAACGAAAGCUGGUGGAAAGCCAAGAAAGGGAACAAGACAGGACUGGUUCCUAGUAAUUACAUAGAAACGAACACAGAGUCAAUAGAUCACCCUCUACACGAGGCAGCCAAGCGUGGUAACUUGGCCUUCAUGCAAGAAUGCAUCAAUAACCGAGUGUCUGUCAAUAGUUUGGACAAGGCGUCCUCAACACCGCUGCACUGGGCUGCACAUGGUGGCCACAUUGAGUGCCUGGAUACACUGCUAUCUGUGCCAAACUGUGAGGUGAACGUACAGAACAAGCUCGGAGACACACCUCUUCAUUCAGCUGCAUGGAGAGGUCAUUCAGAUGCCGUGGUGUCUCUACUACAGAAGGGUGCCGACCCAACCAUCAGGAACAGUGAGGGCAAACAACCGUAUGAUCUUGCCAAAAAUCCUGAGUGUGCGGCUGCCUUGAAGCAGGCCACCGCCCCCCGCACCUACAGUAAUGACUAUGGGGACGAAGAAGAUUCUGACUGAAAGCCAUGGCUAGCUCAUCAGUAGCUGCUAAACAGAUACACCAACCAAGAACAACUAUGCAAUAUUAUUCCCAGUAUCAAGAUUGUUUCCUAUAAUCCGUGGAGAGAUGUGUUGUUUUUUCUCUCACUUCUUCAGCUUUGUAAUAAAUAAUGUCCCUGCUAAGGAGAUUAAUAAAAUCAGGAAUUAUAACAUAAUAUUUCCAUAAAUUCUUAAAUUUCACAAAAGCUAUUUUUCCUCUUCCCUCUGACAAACCACUGAUAGCAUAAAUUAUAUUGUAGACAUGUUACUAGUUUGCUAUGCUUGUAAUGCUACGACAUAAUAACCAUCAAACCCAUGAGUUAGUGAGGCAGCACUAUAUACUUCACAACUUGGGGACUAUCUUCAGUUGAAGUUACACAAAUGAAAUUGUACAGGCUUUUAUAACUAACAUUUGAAGGAAGUAUAUAUCAGAACCAUUUUUAAUUUAUUUUUAGUUUUUUGUGACCUUGCUUACAACAACAGGGAAUGUGCAGAAGGGGAUAAUUGUUAAUUCUCUGAAUUUGGAAAGGUUCUGUUUCAAAGGGCCGAUCCCAAAGGGUAUUUUACCUGAAAUAUUAGUGAGAGGGUCACAAGAAACAAAUUAAUUAACACUGGCCUUUAAAGCGAUACAUUUUUCUGUUGUGGGUCUGGUGACAAUGACUUGAGUUUUUCACUCUGGAAUGGAUAUCACUCUGCUCCAUUACAUAUCUGUCUCUGAAGUGUUAAAUACUGCAGGUAGUAACACAAUAGAUAUCACAGCCACACAUUCAUUACAUUCCCUAGAGGGCUUUGGUCAGCAGGGUCCAUCCUCUAUAGUGUAAUGUAUUAAACUAUACAUGUACCACAAUCACCUUAGUUGAUAUCUCUCAUUCAUUUUUAACUAUGCAUCUUUUUCUGAAAUAUGAAUUCACUGCACACAUCAUUUGUGAUGUCCGUAGCCAUGCUAGCAGUAUUAAACAACAGGAUCAGAUUUUGUAUGUCAGACAGGCCUUACAUAAAGAAUCUCACAACAACCAGAUUUGUUGGUGUUUCGUCAGCUUGAAAGCAUUUCGUUUUCUUUUCCUACACAUAUUUAGUUCUGGGGCCGCUUGCACGAAGUGAUUGUAGCCUAAGUUCACUGUAACUAACAUGGCAAAAUAUGCCUUUAACAUGUGUCGCCAUGGUAGCUGCAAUCAACUUAUGAUCACUUUGUGCAAGUGGCUCCUGAUAUAUAGACUGCAAGAAGAGAAAUGAUGAUGUGUUUACAAUCCUGUAAAAGUUGAAGGAAUGUUGUAAGCUAUGUGUAGUAUUUAGCUCAGAUACACUGUAGGAGUGAUUGUUACAGCAGUCUGUUAAAACAGAUUUUACCUGUACUUGAUGGACUUUGUAAAGGGAGAAAAAAUGCAGGGCCCUGGACAUUGUUGCUGAUGCAUAAGUUAACAGAUAGACAUGUAUAUUUUUGGAAAAGGUUUUUAAUGUUGUCAUGCAGUCCUAAAAGGUUCUCAAGAAAAAUUGUGAUCUUAUAUCUCAGACAUUUAAACAAAUUUAUAAUUAGAUUCUUCAAUAAUGCUUUGUGGUGUUACUUGGAAUUAAGGGAUGAAUGGGUUAGAGUUACAGCUUGGUUUGUUUAUUAAUUCAAACAGAGCACUAAAUCAAUUAAAUUCCUCUGAAGUUUUGGCAGUAUUCCAUGUUUAUGUAGCUUUAAGCUCCACUGGGUCCACCCACUCUGGCCUGUCUUUUUGGAUGGAGGGUUUUGCUUAUAAAUACAUGUAUGUAUUUCAUAGUAUGUAUGUACAGUUGAGUUCUAUGAUAAAGUAUAUAUCAUAACAUCAUAUAUUCUUCCAUGUUUGCUAAAAUUUUUAUAUUCAUGUACCUCAGCUUAGAUCUAAUACAUAUAUAUUCAGCCAUGUUUAGCUUUAGGUAUAUGCCUCCCCCCCAACCCCUCUUCCACCGCAGUGCCCGAUAGCUACAUCAUCAGAGUGUCCAGAACCAAUAAGUCAGAGACAUCAGUGAUAGGAAAGUUGUUACUUUAUCAUAGUUACAUUUGUAACAGAGUUUAACUGUUGUUAUUAUGGAAUGAAGCAAUUAUUCCUGGAAGUUUAUUACAUGGUUGUUUAUGAUGAAGAACAGGUGCACACCUGUUAGUGAGAUCCUUGUCAGUAAAUAUAUUCCCAGUUAGCAUGUUAUCUUAUGAGCAUUAAGCUGUUCAAAUUUGUUAAAAUUCAAGUUGCAUAUGAUGUAUGGGACAGGCCAGGGUAAAGACAACGGAGCUGGCAGAAUGUACAUGUACUGGCCCACAUGAAGAAGACUGUAUCAGUACUUCGAAUGUCCUGUAGACGACACUAGUAUGUAUGAAGGGAGCAGGCCAAAGGACUUCCAGCGGCUUGUGAGUCCAUGGUGACAAUAACCAGGUGGCAAUGAUUUGAGCUGUCUAGCAUUCAUUGAAUACCACUGGCCUUUGACCACUAUGGUGUGCACAGGUUGGUGAUUUACAGUGAUUUGUCUCCGGCUAUACUGGUACAGUCCACGUAUGUGUAGUAUAGAAAACUGGAUUGUUAUUUUAGGUCCUCCUAGAAAAUGAAGUUUAUAAGGAAAGAACUGAAUGCAGAUGGCUGCAUGUAAGAAUGCUGAGGUGGGUGGAAAAUUGCUAGUUUUUCAGGAGAUUAUGUAACUGACAAGUAAGUUUACUAUGUGGAUGUACACAUGUAGGCAUGACCCGGGGGAAUGAAAGACCGCUACUUUGCCAGCAAGCCUGUCAGAUCAGGCUGUGUUCAGUGAUCAUUGCGUAACCAUGUGACACUGUCCUGGGGAAGUAACAGUCUAGCAUUCCUUAAACAUCUGUAAUAAAAUACUGUAUACUUUG